This is a messenger RNA of Adelges cooleyi (spruce gall adelgid), 1900 nucleotides long. Its product is annotated as Krueppel-like factor 6. Gene Ontology annotation, biological process: regulation of transcription by RNA polymerase II. The record is from RefSeq and is a predicted model, not a curated record. NCBI's taxonomy places the organism in Eukaryota, Metazoa, Arthropoda, Insecta, Hemiptera, Adelgidae. Gene Ontology annotation, molecular function: DNA-binding transcription factor activity, RNA polymerase II-specific; RNA polymerase II cis-regulatory region sequence-specific DNA binding.
ACAGCACAUCGUUCAGUCGCGAGCGAGAACACGGGCCACUGCUUGCCCCCCGCUUUAGCCGUGCUCGCGUUCCUGUACGAUAAUAAUAAUAGUAAUAGUAAUAAUAAUAAUAAUAACAUCGUAUCGUAUAUGCCGUUUACUACUGCUGGUCGAGUCUAGUACACACGCGCGAAAUCGAAUUUAAAAAAAAAAAAAAAAUUGUUCGUUAAAUAAAAAAAUUCGUUCGCCGGCCGACAAGUGUUACAAAAAAACCCGCGGUUGUCCGUUUUAUUUUUUUUGCCGCCGAAAUCGGUCGCUAUUCGUACGAGAUAGUUUUGAAAAAAAAAUUGUUUAUUCAAAAAAAAAAAACCUGUUCGUUUGGCCGUCGUCGCUAAGUGUUGUGCUUUUCGAAAAAAUAGUUAAAUUUUCUUUUUUUUCUGAAAUCGCUCCGAUUCGAUUUUUCGACUAUAAUUUUCCGUUCCUAUUCUCCUUCUGUGUGUGUCGACUGUGUCUUUUAUUCUUUACGUCUUGUGUGUAGCAUUCGUUAUCUGUCGAAAAUGACUCAUACCGCGGUGAUUUAAUUUGUUACAAUAAUAAUAAUCGUGUCAUUUAUUAUCGUUUUGAAACCGUUCGGCGCGACCGGCAAAAAAAAAUACCCAUAUUUUUUUUAAAUCUCUUUUUUUUUUUUAUCUGUAUUUCGCCGUACUCUGCCAGAAUGGACGUACUGCCCAGCGGUAACAUAUUCAGGGAGCUGCAGGACAUACACGACACGGGCUAUUUUUCGGCUCACGUUUCGCUCGAGGAUCACUGGCAACAGACUUGCUACGAGAUGGAACGUUACCUGAAGGAAGAGCCAAUGGUUUCAUCUUCUCCGACGCGAUCGGAGUCUCCUUGGCUGACGACGUGGUCGACAAGGGUCGAGGUCGAGGUGGGAUUGGAUUGUGCGAGCAGCGUGACUUCUAACAGCAGUUCACCGUCAACGUGUUGGUCAGGGUUCGCCACACCCCCGCCAAGUCCUCCGGACGAGACGGACACACCCCUACCGCCGCGCCCCCCGGCAUUACCUUUGCUGAUGCACUCGCCACCGUCGACGUCGUCCUCUUCGCCCGCAUCGUCGGUCCUGUCAGUCUCCACCACCGCCAACCCGGUCAGCCCCGCACAGCCGAUCACCUCCUCCGCCGCCGUCGGCGGCACUACCUCUACGGGCACCACCACUGCCGGGCUCCUCAAGGUGACCGUCGCCCCGGCCGCCUUGAGCUCCACGCGAACACUAGCCACAGCACCGGCGCCAGAUCCCGCCGUGCCGGUGGUGUCCAUGGCGGCGUAUCACCCUCGACUGCACUUGUCGCCGGACGCGGCCAAGAAGAUCCACAAGUGCAAGUACCCCGGCUGCGAGAAGGUCUACACGAAGAGCUCGCACUUAAAAGCUCACCUGAGAACGCAUACCGGCGAAAAGCCGUAUAAAUGCGAAUGGAUCGGUUGCGGCUGGAGCUUUGCCCGGUCGGACGAGCUGACCCGCCAUUAUCGCAAACACACUGGCGCCAAACCAUUCAAGUGCCGCCACUGCGAGCGAUGCUUCUCCAGGUCCGACCAUUUGGCGCUGCACAAGAAACGGCACUUCACUUAAACAAGCGCCCACGCAUACACCGCACACACACACACACACACGCACCCCCCCCCCCCCCGCCCCGCCCAGCUGCUAUACACUCUACACGUUCACGAGGCACACGAGACACGUCCGAACACGAUCGACUAACUCCGGCAUCGUCGGAUACACCGUGUAUGUUAUGUAGUGUGGUAAACUUACUAAACCGAGAUGCGCAAAAUAAUAACAGUCGAGUAAUGACUGCCCGGCCGCAUUUAAACGUACACCGCUGUGGUUUUGUAAAAAAAAUCACGGCCCAAACCCCCCCCCCCCCCC